AUGGAGCAAAGGAUUGCGCCCAUUGUUGGAGGCAACACUCAAAAGACAGGAGGGGUAGGAGAGAGCCUGGUGGUGAUUGAGGUUAGGAAGCAGCUGUACCUUGCUGGGCCCCUCAUUGCUGGAUGCCUCCUGCAGAAUGUUAUCCAGAUGAUAUCUGUCAUGUUUGUUGGCCACCUCGGUGAGCUCGCCCUCUCCAGUGCCUCCAUCGCCACCUCCUUUGCCGGUGUUACUGGUUUCAGCCUGUUGUCUGGCAUGGCGAGCAGCUUGGACACACUGUGCGGUCAAUCCUUCGGAGCAAAGCAGUACAAUCUUCUUGGCAUAUACAAGCAGAGGGCAAUUGUUGUGCUUACUCUAGUGAGCUCUGUCGUCGCUGUCAUCUGGAUGUACACCGGCCAGAUUCUUUUGCUGUUUGGCCAGGAUCCGGAAAUUGCCAUGGGGGCAGCGAGCUACAUCCGGUGGAUGAUCCCAGCAUUGUUUAUGUACGGACUGCUGCAGUGCCAUGUUCGGUUCCUGCAGACGCAGAACAUCGUCCUCCCGGUGAUGUUGAGCGCAGGCGUCUCGGCACUGAACCACGUCAUGGUGUGCUGGUUGUUGGUGUAUAAACUUGGCCUGGGCAACAAGGGUGCGGCGUUGGCCAAUGCCAUCUCGUACCUCACCAAUGUUUCUAUCUUGGCUCUCUACAUCAGGCUCUCCCCGUCCUGUACGAGCACGUGGACAGGGUUGUCAAUGGAGGCUUUCCGUGACAUUCCAAGCUUCUUGAGGCUUGCGGUUCCAUCUGCUCUUAUGGUUUGCUUGGAGUGGUGGUCAUUUGAGCUCCUGGUACUUCUUUCUGGACUUCUUCCAAAUCCUAAGCUCGAGGCUUCGGUACUGUCCAUCUGCCUAAACACAAGUUCGUUAGUAUUCAUGAUCCCAUUCGGUCUUGGUGCAGCCAUAAGCACCCGUGUUUCAAACGAGCUUGGGGCUGGUCGACCGGAUGCUGCCCGUUUGGCUACUCGUGUGACCAUGGUUCUAGGCGUAGUGUCAGGUACAUCAGUCGGGCUUCUUAUGGUUUUGUUGCGCAAAUUAUGGGGGCAUGCCUACAGCAACGAGGAGGAAGUGGUGGGAUACAUUGCUAGGAUGAUGCCAGUUCUUGCGGUGUCAUUUUUGUUCGAUGACCUGCAAUGUGUCCUUUCAGGUAUUGUUAGAGGCUGUGGCCGGCAAAAGGUAGGGGCUUAUGUUAAUCUCAGCGCAUACUACAUUGUGGGCAUUCCAGCAGCCUUAUGUUUCGCCUUUGUCUACAAUCUUGGUGGAACGGGAUUGUGGUUUGGAAUAAUGUGUGGAGUCGUAGUGCAGAUGCUAUUGCUCCUGUCCAUCACCCUCUGCACCAGCUGGGAGAAAGAAGCCUUGAAGGCAAAAGGCAGAGUUUUCGCUUCGUCUGAACUGACGACACGAAAAUAUCCUAGAUACACAACUUCCAUGGGCAGAAUGACGCUGGAGGAGGAAGAGCCGCUUGGCAUUUAAAGCACAAGCAUGCUCUUCCUUGGGCCAUGGUGCAUCGCAAUGAGAUAAGGAACCCAUGAAGAACUUGUUUCUCCGGUGCAGAGAAUGAGUGAACUGCGGAGAAUAAUCUCCAAUGUAUCCGGGCCAUGAUUGGUCAUUAGCAUGUCCAUUAUAAGGGAUGCUUCAAGCUUGUCUGCAUUUUGUUGCCUUUUCAGUUCUGUCUGGACGACUUCAAGCAGUUUAGCUUUAACCGUGUUUGAAGUGCGAUUACAGGUACCUGUUGUUCCAGGCACAUUCUUUCUGAUGUGCCAUCCUUUUGAUCAUUGGCUACAAAUAAUUUUGUUUGUAUUAGGGUUAUUGCCACUGUUUAGUCAACCUAUAAAAUCCGCACUGAAAAAGUAAUUGGUACUUCACAAAUAAAUUGGGGCCCAUCUUCCUGUAUGUGCGCGAACUUGCAGAAAAGAGAGGAAAACAUGGAAGCUACGAAAUGAGGGGAAAGCAUUUGAAGCAGGUGUUUCGUGUUUUUAUUUUUCAUUUGGGGAUCCUUUACGGUUCUUCAAUUGUGGCAAUAUCCACCUGGUGACACGGUACAUCCUGAACCACGUACAAUUGCUUGGAAAUUAAAGCCGCUGUUUGAAUCAUCUUCUCGAUGAUUACUAUACCAAUCUGCAUGAGAAGCCAUAAUUCGUUUGUUGGAAGGUACCGAGUGCAGUUAGAGCCUUAGAGGGGGUACCGAAU
Molecule: messenger RNA, 2217 nt
Organism: Lolium perenne
Lineage: Eukaryota; Viridiplantae; Streptophyta; Magnoliopsida; Poales; Poaceae
Product: protein DETOXIFICATION 16-like
Biological process (GO): xenobiotic detoxification by transmembrane export across the plasma membrane
Cellular component (GO): membrane
Molecular function (GO): xenobiotic transmembrane transporter activity; antiporter activity
Source: RefSeq, a predicted model, not a curated record